This is a messenger RNA of Myxocyprinus asiaticus (Chinese sucker), 4046 nucleotides long. Its product is annotated as reticulon-4 receptor-like 1. The transcript is spliced from 3 exons. NCBI's taxonomy places the organism in Eukaryota, Metazoa, Chordata, Actinopteri, Cypriniformes, Catostomidae. Bases 702 to 2048 code for a protein of 448 amino acids. Gene Ontology annotation, molecular function: protein binding. Gene Ontology annotation, cellular component: plasma membrane. The record is from RefSeq and is a predicted model, not a curated record.
GAUUAUCUAAUAGAUGCUUCUACCUGAGGAAGAGAGAGCCGAGUUAAGAAGGAGGAUAGACAUAUUUGGAAUAAAAGGGGAGGUGGGUGGGGGUAAAUCUCUCUCUCUCUCCGUCUUUCCCUCCCCGACACAUCUCUCCAGUAGUGCUCUAUCUUUCCGACUCCUGAGGAGGCAGAAACGGCUAACUGUCCGUUAACGACCCGAGCAUCUCUGACAUCCAAACGCAAUUAGCCUACUAAACAGAACAUUAUAUUCGCGCUGUAGUUAUCGUAAAAGUGGCAUACAGGUAGAUUAUGUACCACAUUGUUGUUUUGCUGUAACAUCGACCGACAUUAUGAAACUUUAAAUAGUCUUUUUUGACUAUGUGAAAGGUUCCUUAGACAAUUACAUGUGCUUGCUGAAGCCUAUACGGAACAUUUCGGUUCAGAUCAAUCGGAGUCAUAUCUCGUGAUCUCUUCUCAUCGCGAGCUUGUGGACUGUGCAAUUUCCACGUCGGCGAUGUUGUUUUCCAUUUUAAUCGAUACAUGAGACCUGAGGUCAAGAGUCAAGAAUUUAUGCCUUUUAUGUGGAUUGCCUCACGCUGAAUAUAAUUCAAACUACUCAAACUUUUAUCACAUAUGACACGGAUUAUUAAAGAUGAGACGCUUAUUUUGACUAUUACAGUGGAAUAAAGUGCAGAGCAUCAUCACCGCACCUUCAGGAUGUUCAAGCGAGGCUGUGGUCUGGAGUUUCUCCUGGUGCUGUGUGGUUUAGAGUUAACCCAGGCGUGUCCCCAUCACUGCAUCUGCUACGACUCUCCCAGCACGGUGAGCUGCCAGGCUCACAAUUUCCAGGUGGUUCCGGAGGGAAUCCCUGCCCAGAGCGAACGUGUCUUUCUUCAGAACAACAAGAUCCAGCGACUGCUCCAGGGCCAUUUCAGCCCGACCACUGCCAUGCUUUGGCUGUACUCCAACAACAUCUCAUACAUCCAGCCCUCCACGUUCAUGGGCUUCACCCGCCUGGAAGAGCUCGAUCUGGGGGACAACCGCCACCUCCGCUCAUUGGCCUCUGACACAUUUGAGGGCCUGACUCGACUCCAUGCUCUGCAUCUAUACCACUGUGGCCUAAUCAGUCUUCCCGCUGGGUUAUUUGAGGGGCUGCACAACCUGCAGUACCUCUAUUUACAGAACAACCAGCUGGAGUUUCUCGAGGAUGACAUGUUCAUUGAUCUACUCAAUCUCAGCCACCUAUUUCUGCAUGGAAAUCGCCUGUGGAGCCUUCACCAGAACACUUUCCGUGGCCUCGGGGCACUAGAUCGCUUGCUACUCCAUCAAAACCGACUCCAGUGGGUCCAUAAACAGGCUUUCCAUGACCUGCGUCGCCUGACAACCCUCUACCUGUUCAACAACUCUUUACCUGAGCUACCAGCCGAGAGCUUGGCUCAACUACCUGCACUGGAGUACCUGCGUCUCAACGACAACCCUUGGGAGUGCGACUGUAAGGCCGUGCCACUCUGGGAUUGGCUACGGCGCUUCCGUGGCUCAACCUCUGCAUUAGAAUGCGUGGCUCCACCAGAACUGGCAGGAAAGGAUCUAAAGCGGUUGACAAAAGAAGAUCUACCUUCUUGUACGGGCUCAGAGUCCCUCCAUCAGAGCAAAUCCAGCAACCAAGGGGAUGUAGGGGUAUCACUUAAGAAAGAACAUCAUCACCGAUCACACAAUCAUCAUCAUCCUCAUCUGCCACAUCAAGAUCAAUACUAUUCCACCUCCCCAUCACCUCUGCCCCGACCGCCCAAAUCUGGCCGCAACAGAAACUGCACAAGGCAUCGUAGCCGCAAGGGUAAUGGUCAGAACGAGGUGUAUAACCUUAAGGAGUUAGCCAAUAAGGAGUCUGAUGAAAAAUAUGACCUGUCAAAGCCAAGAAGAAAUAACAAGUGCAUCCCACGGACUUCAGUGGGGCCCCCUAGUGGUGUGCAAAGGGCAAACAGCAGGGUGGUGUCCCUCUUGGCACCUUAUUACAUCAUCCAUGUUUGCUUAUUGGUGUCUCUCACUGCCCUUAUUUUCCGCUGAGCUUGUGGAAGUCUGUAUUAAUGGUUUUACCGUAAAGUCAGCCCUCUGUCUACUCUGGCUCCUAACUCUUAAGUGUGUGAAUGUGUGUAUGUGUGCGUACGAGUGUAUGUAUGUACAUGUGAACCAAAGUGUGCGAUACCUUGGCGAGCCCAUAUUGAGGAACAGAGGACUUGUAUGAACUUUCCGGGCCUUGAAUAAAACCAGAGACUAAAACAAACUCUAGGGUUUGAGGACCUUAAGAAAGAGACAAGACACUAAAUGGAAUCCUCAAUCGUAUCCCUCCACUAUUUUUACACCUGGGUCAAAAUCGUGGGCCCUGUCUCUUUAUAUCCUGUUGCUCCUGAUAGAUUAACUUGAUCUAUAAACAGAGCAUAUACAAAUACAGAAGAAGAUAAUCUUAUCUGCAUUUGUUAAGUGCAUUCAGUUCUACAACUGGUCAAGAUCAGUACCAUUAAAACUUUCAUGUCCCUGCCCUACCCUUUGACUUGUACACAGGCUAGGGCCCAGGCUCUCAGCAGGGGGAAAAGUGUGAGCCAAAUUCAUAAACAAACCAUUAAGGCAGACGUACAGAUGUGAGCUGCUGCGCUAAUGUGUUUCUCAAUAGUUUCUGGGGGAGGGUAGUUAACACCUUUAGCAUGUGACAAAAUAAAUGCUAAGCACACAAGAGAGGUAUUGUGUUAGGUGUUUUAAGGUUUUUACAUAGGCUACAUUUUUUAACUAUUGUUCUGGUUGCAAUAUUCGCACAUUUGAGUCUACUGUUCUAAAGCUGCUAUGUUGGUACUCUGAGGUCACUAAGAGAAAAAUAGAGUUGUACGAAGGAUUAUAUGAUGGCUCUGGGUUUGGGUGUGUCUGUCUGUGUUCUAUAUUUAUUGACUGAACAUUGGGGAUAGUAUUUUAAAUAAAAAAUAGAGGGACACAUUUUUCUAAAGAAAUGAAAAGGUCAAGGGAAGCUCGUCCAAAAAGCAUAAUCUGUUAUCUAUCACUUGGUUGCAAUAGUUUGCUACUUUCUAACCUAACAAGGUUAAUGUGAAACGGCUUUUGCAACUAAUUUCACUUCCAUAAUGUGACAUUUCAGAGUGAAACAGUAUAUUCACUGAUAAAAGAAUGAAGGGCAAAACUUGGUUGUGAAAAACUAUCUCUAAAUAACAGAUGGUUGGAAGGGGAUGAAAAAUAACUUUGGUGAUGUCAGGCAAAAAAGAAAGUUGUUUUAGAGGACAAAAUGAUUACAGUUUGAUGAAGUAUUUUUCUUUUUUUUUCUUUUGGAGUAACAUGCACCAAUGUAUUAUUCACAAUAAGACCAGGAUUGUGUAUUAAAGAAUUUUUAUUUUAUGUUGACUUUAAGAUCUGUACAUGGUACAGUCAGGAAAUUUUAUCAGGAAGACUCAAAAGGGCAUUAAUUUAGAGAGCCAGAAUGGACACUGUAAUUCUACAGUAGUAACAGAAUGAUCCUUGCAGUACAUCAAGAAACAUCUGUCACUCACGUUCUCUGAUCCCUCCUGCUGUUGAGCCAAAGGAAAAAAAACAAUGUCUGAAUUCUAUAGCUGAGAAAUUAUCAAAGAAACUUUACAGAGCCCCCUUUUGGACAGGUGGAGCAAUAGCACUUUCCCACUACUUCCCCUUGAAAGACUAUCUACCUUUGGAAUUUAUAUAAAAGUGAACUGAAAACAUUUUGACAUAUCCAUUGUGAACAUUUAAUUGUUUGAGAAUAUUUGUCACUCAUCAACAACAAAAAAAGAACUGUAUGUCACCAUUUGUGGGGAAGGAGGAAGUUAUUUUGUAUUCAUGUACUAUUUAUUUUUACAUUUGUUUGCUGACAUACUGCAGUUUUUGACAUACUAAGAGCACCAUACUAACACCUUUCUAUUGUCUUCUUUGGUAUGUCCUUUAUCUCUCUUCCUCCCUUUCUUUCCUCUUAUGACUCCAACUUUCCGUCUGUUGUAAUCAAACACCACCAGACUCAGAAGCUGUUUCUAAAGAACAUUAAAGAGAAAUGUGGUC